This is a messenger RNA of Diprion similis, 1262 nucleotides long. RefSeq lists its product as uncharacterized. Gene Ontology annotation, cellular component: extracellular region. The record is from RefSeq and is a predicted model, not a curated record. Bases 39 to 1109 code for a protein of 356 amino acids. The transcript has 5 exons. Lineage: Eukaryota; Metazoa; Arthropoda; Insecta; Hymenoptera; Diprionidae.
GCUUACUCGGUUAGUCAGUCGGUCGGUCAGUCGCUGCGAUGGAGCUGCGCGAGAUGAAGGUGACGACGGAGGAGGAAACCGCGGAACUUUUGCCGUCGCAGCGGGACGACGACGACGAGAGUUAUUUCAUCGAGUACGCGAUACAGAAGGAAAUAAUAAACCGAAACCGAUGUACCGCAAGUCGACGGCUCCUCGGGCAAACCGCGUACCUGGAUCUUAGCGUAAACAACACCAAUCACCAGAGCAAGAAAGAGUCACCCUGUGCGGGGAUCAGUUUCAUCCAUGGUUCCGGGCCCAAUUGGCCACCCUCUCGGAAACGCGAGGAGGCUAAGGCCCUGGAAAACCUUAGAAAGAGGGUCGAACAAUCCAAGCUCUUCAAGGCGAACCAGGUCUCGGAUCCCGGAGGGCCGUCUUCAACGUCCGCAAGACAAAACAACGACGAAGUACAGCAGCUGGAUAACCGGCCCCAACUUUUCAAAAAAAUACUGAGUAACAGGCCAAUGAGCAUUGCUCAUGACAGCAGUGAUCUUGAAACGGACUGGCGUGACAGCGAAUUUAUUACGGAAUGUCUUUGCUGGCACAACGUGUAUCGGCAGAGGCACGCCGCACCGCCACUUACCAUGUCACCUCAGCUGUGCGAAUAUGCGCAAACUUGGGCGAACCAUCUGGCGCAUACGAACACAUUCUACUAUCGAAAUGACCGAGACGUGGGUCAGAACCUCUACUGCAGACCGGGUGGUGCUGUCACCUGCGAUGUUGCCGGUCAGGAAGUCGCUGCUUAUUGGUAUUCUGCCGUCAGGCAGUACGACUUUCUCAAGGAGCCUGACGUACUUCAUGCCAACGUGAACGCAGGUCACUUCACGCAGCUGAUAUGGGCAAACAGCAGACACUUUGGAGUGGGCAAGGCGCGCAGUCGUAGCGGGAAGAUCAUCGUCGUCGCGAAUUACCAGCCGGUGGGAAACAUUUCUGGUCAAUUCCAGAUGAACGUUCUGCCGCCGAUACCCGACUGCGCCAACCUGCCGCUGCCGCCGCCGCCCAGGGUGCGUCAGUACGAGACGCCGAUGUCCGACGUGUCGACAAGCAGCAACAGCUCCAUCAGCACGCAAUAAUACAAACAAAACGACUGCCUCUUUUGCGUAUGCGCCCGUUGGAUUUCAGCGGGUGCGGACCGACUCGUCAGUGCGUUUUAUCUGAGAAAUAAUCGGCACAUGCACGAUUUACACGGUGAAACGUGAAGAGAUACUCCAAGCUUUUGCUUACCU